CAACCUGUCAACCAUUCGCAUCAAUUGGAAAGAUGAAAGUAUUUUUAAGUUUCGUUGCUCUUUUGGUUCUGUCUUUGACGCAAGCCUUUAUGCCCGUCUCCAAGCCAUCGUUUGGACGGGUUGGCGGUACUGUGUAUAUGGCGAAAGAGAUGACGCCGGAAGAAGAGGAGAUUGCUGUCGAGAAAGCAACCAAGGCGAUGACGGCCUUCACGAAUAAAUACUUACAGAUUUCAGAUACCAAGCUCUGUGCAGACAAAUCGGUUCCUGCCGUAGUAAUCAAAGGACUGGCUGAGCACAAGGUGACGUUGGGAGCACCGCUCUGUCCGUGUCGCUUCUACGAUGACAAGGAAAAGGAAGCUAAGGAUGGUUACUGGAACUGCCCUUGUGUACCAAUGCGAGAACGACAGGAAUGCCACUGCAUGCUCUUCUUGACAGACGACAAUGAUUUCGUUGGCGAAGAAACUAACAUUACAUUCGAUGAAGUGAUUGAAGGGAGUCAGGGAAUGAGCAUGUAAGAUGCUGCCGUUGCUGAACUUAUACAAUAUAUCUUGCUGUUACUAAAGCUCGAGCUCAGGCUCGGAUCCAUGCAAAUCCAUCAGCUCCCUAUAGUUUAUCUACCGAGAAGAUCCACACCCAUAAAUUGUUCACGAGAUACUUUGCGCAGUGACGCGGAAGAUUGCACAGUUUAAAAUAAUGUUUGCUCCAAAAAAAGCCA
This is a messenger RNA of Phaeodactylum tricornutum CCAP 1055/1, 715 nucleotides long. It is a transcript of the gene FtrB, whose product is annotated as reductase of ferredoxin thioredoxin reductase. The record is from RefSeq and is a predicted model, not a curated record. The coding region runs from base 33 to 515 and encodes 160 amino acids. Gene Ontology annotation, molecular function: oxidoreductase activity, acting on iron-sulfur proteins as donors. The transcript has a single exon. Lineage: Eukaryota; Bacillariophyta; Bacillariophyceae; Surirellales; Neidiaceae.